Ostrea edulis (European flat oyster) is the source of this 678-nucleotide messenger RNA. RefSeq names its product putative nuclease HARBI1. Lineage: Eukaryota; Metazoa; Mollusca; Bivalvia; Ostreida; Ostreidae. The record is from RefSeq and is a predicted model, not a curated record. The coding region runs from base 157 to 678 and encodes 173 amino acids. The transcript is spliced from 2 exons.
UACAGACAUUUUAAUCACGAUUUCAAUGACAGUGAAUACAAAGAAAGGUAUAGGUUAAGUAAAGAGUCAGUUAAUUUCAUCACUGAUCUACUAGAACCCGAGUUGUGCCGUCCAACAUUGCGCUCAUAUUCCUUGUCAGCUCUCAGUCAGGUCGAGAUGGCUCUACGAUAUUACGCUACAGGUGAUAACAUGAAAACUAUAGGCGAUACACUGGGUUUCCACAAGUCAAGUGUAUCUCGAAGUAUCCACGAUGUAUCCCAAGCCCUGACCGAUUUGGCCUCACGUUUUAUAAAGUGGCCAUCCACAGAAGGAGAGAAGUCCAACAUCAAGAAGGGCUUUUAUGCCAUUGCCAAAUUUCCUGGUGUGAUUGGUGCUAUCGAUGGUACCCACGUCCGCAUCAUGGGCCCCAGUGAGCACGAGCACGUGUAUGUGAACCGGAAAGGCUUCCAUUCAAUAAACACACAGGCCAUAUGUAAUCAUGAAGGCCGAUUUAUCAACAUUGUUGCCAAGUGGCCAGGGUCCAACCAUGAUUCUUUUAUUUUUCGAGAAUCAAAUAUUGGAACAUAUUUCGAAGCGCAUCAUAAAGGGAUUGAUGUGGAUGGACUACUGAUUGGUGACAGUGGAUAUGCAUGCAGCAAAUAUCUGGUGACUCCCUUUCUACGACCCACGACUGAUUAA